Molecule: messenger RNA, 1245 nt
Organism: Miscanthus lutarioriparius
Lineage: Eukaryota; Viridiplantae; Streptophyta; Magnoliopsida; Poales; Poaceae
Source: the annotation of a GenBank genome assembly
AUGCUGCUGCUCCGGGUGCUGCUCCGGUACCGGCGGCCGCCGCUCCCCGUCCCCGCCGCAGGAUUCUUCACCAGCUCCGGAAGCAACGCCACCGCGCCUCCUCCUCAUCUUGGGGCGGAGGGGCCCCGCAACGAGCCAGGGCAGGAGGGCUCGCUGGCGCGGCGGGUGGAGCGGGCGGCGUCGGUUGGCGCGGCCAUGCGAGGCUGGAUGGCCGACGGCCGCGCCGUGCACCGCGGCCACGUAUUCCACGCCAUCAACCGCCUCCGACGACACCGUCUACACCGCACCGCCCUGCAGGUCAUGGAAUGGAUUGUGAGAGAGAGGCCCUACAAGCUGAGUGAGCUUGAUUACUUGUAUCUGCUGGAGUUCACAGCUAAAGUCCAUGGCAUUUCUGAAGCCGAAAGCCUCUUCCUUCGCGUGCCUCAGGAAUACCAGAAAGAGCUCCUCUACAACAACCUUGUCAUGGCUGCUUUGGAUCUGGAUCUCAUUAAGCAUUCAUACGCUUACAUGAGGAAGAUUAGAGAAUUGUCCCUGCCGAUCUCGACGUAUGUUUACAACCGCCUCAUCAUCCUUCACUCAUCACCCAAUCGCAGGAAAACUAUAUCCAAGAUCCUUUCUCAGAUGAAAGCUGACCGUGAAAAGGAGCUAAAGAGGACAUGGGAGAUCAUGCAAGACCUCCCUCAUAUUCGAUCAAAAAGCUUCACACUAGCAAUAGAAGCAUUUGGAAAGGUUGGUUCCAUUGAUCAGGCAGAGAAGAUAUGGGUCCAGAUAAAAUCAACAAAGAAGUUAAGCCUUACAGAACAGUUCAAUUCCAUUUUAUCAGUUUACUGUAGGCACGGUGUUGUGGAUAAAGCAUCAUCUAUAUUCAAGGAAAUGAGAGCAAACGGAUGCCAGCCUAAUGCUAUUACUUAUCGCCACUUAGCAUUGGGUUGCUUGAAAUCGGGUCUUGUUAAAGAAGCUUUGAACACAAUAGAUAUGGGAAAGAAGGAAGUUGUCACUAAAAAGGUGAGGAGUUCAACACCGUGGUUGGAGACCACACAUCUGUUGCUUGAGAACUUUGCAGAAAUUGGAGACUUGGAAAAUGCAAAGAGACUAUACAGUGAACUGAAUGAAUCAAAAUAUUCUCGGAAUUACUUUGUGUAUAACACUCUCCUGAAAGCUUAUGUGAAGGCAAAAGUUUAUGAGCCAGAUUUGUUGAGGACAAUGAUUUUGAGAGGGGCAAUGCCUGACGCUUUCUUAGACUGA